CACGUAGUAAAUAUCUAUCAAACAAACUGAGUAAGCUGUCGACAUGGACAACACAAUCUACCAUUACCAUACAUCAUAUCUAACAAAAAGAUAAUGGAUAAUAGACGACAAAUCUUUGCAUGUUGCAAACAGGUUGGGUUUAAGGAGGACGUACACGGCCAGUUUUCCCAUUUCUCAUUGAAAGUUGAAAGGAAAAGACAAGGAAAUUCGUAUGAGAUUUAAGAAAGAAGUUUACGACGAAGAACGGCCUCGGUGGGUAUCGUAUAUUUACAAAUACGGAGCUCUCUUCUUUGGCGAUCAUCGCAAACGCAGCAAAGACAGAAGAGACGAGAGCGAGGGGGAGAGAGAACGUGCGAAAGUAGUGUAAAAGAGCGAGAGAGAGAGAGAGAGAACAUAGCGUAGCGUAGACGGUGAGGAACAGCGAGAGUGUGUGAAACGAGGAACGAAAUUGGUCGCGCGCGGGAAUCAGCGGUUGUUGUGUGUUUGGCCUUUUUCUGCUUGUGAUUUAUUGCGAGAGAUUGUGAUUGCUAAUGCGAGACGUGUGUUUUUUUACUUAAGAAUCGAAAAUCUACGUGUGGGAGUUGAUGCGAUAGAGUGUAUGAAAGCUGGACAGUUUAUAAUAAAUAAUGGCAACGUUAGCGGAACAAGCGUCUAAGCUUUUGGACUUUAAUCAGAAGCUAGAUAUAACACUUCUCGAUAACGUAGUAGGUUGUAUGUACACCGGGAUAGGCGAGCAACAAAGAAUUGCACAGGAAGUAUUAACGACACUUAAAGAACAUCCAAAUGCAUGGACACGUGUAGAUACAAUUCUAGAAUAUUCACAGUACCAACAAACAAAGUAUUACGCUUUACAAAUAUUGGAACAAGUAAUAAAGACACGAUGGAAAGUACUACCACGAAAUCAGUGCGAAGGUAUAAAAAAAUAUAUUGUAGGCCUUAUCAUAAAAACAAGCAGUGACCCAGAAACAAUGGAAACAUCUAAAGUUUACCUUAAUAAACUUAAUAUGAUUUUAGUUCAGGUUUUAAAAAGAGAGUGGCCAAAAAACUGGGAAUCCUUUAUAGGUGACAUUGUCGGAGCAAGUAAAACAAACGAAAGUCUUUGUCAAAACAAUAUGACAAUUUUGAAAUUAUUGUCAGAAGAAGUAUUCGACUUUUCCAGCGGACAAAUGACACAAACAAAAGCAAAACACUUAAAGGAUACAAUGUGUAGUGAAUUUUCGCAAAUCUUUCAACUUUGUCAAUUUGUAUUGGAUAAUUCACAAAAUGUUCCACUAGUAGCUGUUACGUUAGAAACUCUUUUAAGGUUUCUAAAUUGGAUUCCCCUUGGAUAUAUUUUUGAAACUAAAUUAAUAAGUACCCUUGUAUUCAAGUUCUUGAACGUACCAAUAUUCAGAAAUGUCACGUUAAAAUGCUUGACCGAAAUUGCUGCUGUAACUGUAACAACAUACGAUGACGCGUUUGUAAUGUUAUUUAUUAAUGUAAUGCGGCAGUUGGAACAAAUUUUACCGCGUGACACUAAUAUACGUGAGGCAUACGCAAUCGGUCAAGAUCAAGAACAAAAUUUCAUUCAAAAUUUAGCUAUAUUUCUUUGCACAUAUUUGAAGGAACAUGGCCAAUUUAUAGAGAAGAAACAGUUACAUGAUAUGCUGCUCACGGCGUUGCACUAUCUUGUGUUGAUUUCUGAGGUCGAAGAAGUUGAAAUUUUCAAAAUCUGUUUGGAAUAUUGGAGCACGUUAGCAAUUGAUUUAUAUAGAGAAACUCCGUUUAUUGUGACUCAAACUCCGCAAUAUAUGCUUAAAAAUGUAACGAUUCCAAAUAGAAAAUUAUUCUACUGUCCAGUUCUGACAAAAGUGCGAUAUAUUAUGAUCAGUAGAAUGGCUAAACCUGAAGAAGUUCUCGUCGUAGAGAAUGAAAAUGGAGAAGUUGUCAGAGAAUUUAUGAAGGAUACCGAUUCUAUUAAUUUAUAUAAAAAUAUGAGAGAAACUCUUGUGUAUCUUACUCACCUCGACUACAUAGAUACCGAAAGAAUAAUGACAGAGAAACUACAUAAUCAAGUAAACGGUACAGAAUGGUCUUGGAAGAAUCUUAAUGCGUUGUGCUGGGCGAUUGGUAGUAUUUCUGGCGCGAUGCACGAAGAAGAUGAAAAACGAUUUUUAGUAACUGUGAUCAAGGAUCUCCUUGGCCUUUGCGAACAAAAAAAGGGCAAAGAUAAUAAAGCUAUCAUUGCUAGCAAUAUUAUGUAUGUAGUCGGGCAAUACCCAAGAUUUCUCAGAGCACAUUGGAAGUUUUUAAAGACUGUUGUAAAUAAACUGUUUGAAUUUAUGCAUGAAACCCACGAUGGUGUGCAAGAUAUGGCCUGUGACACAUUUAUAAAAAUAGCAUUAAAGUGUAGGCGACAUUUCGUUACAGUACAAUUAGGAGAAGCAGUACCGUUUAUCGAAGAAAUUCUUUCUACUAUUAGUAGUAUCAUAUGUGACCUUCAAACACAGCAGGUACAUACAUUUUACGAGGCAGUUGGUUACAUGAUAAGUGCACAGGCAGACACAGUUGUUCAGGAACAAUUAAUAGAAAAAUACAUGCUUCUACCAAAUCAAGUUUGGGAUGAUAUAAUAAGUCAAGCAUCUAAAAAUGUAGAUGUAUUGAAAGACCAAGAAGCUGUAAAACAACUCGCUAACAUUUUAAAAACAAAUGUUAGGGCUUGCAAAGCUCUUGGGCAUCCGUACGUGAUACAAUUAGGAAGAAUAUAUUUAGAUAUGUUGAACGUUUAUAAGGUUAUGAGUGAGAAUAUAAGUGCUGCAAUAGCUUUGAAUGGUGAAAUAGUAAUGGAACAGUCUUUAAUUAAGAGUAUGAGAGUAGUCAAAAAAGAAACAUUAAAAUUGAUCUCUGAUUGGGUCAGCAGAACAACCGACCAUCAAAUGGUUUUAGAAAACUUUAUACCACCAUUAUUGGAUGCUGUAUUACUGGAUUAUCAAAAAACGAAUGUUCAUUGUGCUCGAGAACCAGAAGUACUGAGUGCUAUGGCUACUAUCGUAAAUAAAUUACAGAAUCACAUUACGAGUGAGGUACCGAAAAUAUUUGAUGCUGUGUUCGAAUGUACUUUAGAAAUGAUUAACAAAGAUUUUGAAGAAUUUCCGGAACAUAGAACGAAUUUCUUUUUACUUCUACAGGCCGUGAAUGUUUACUGUUUCCCUGCAUUUCUUUCAAUUCCACCAGCACAAUUUAAGCUAGUUCUCGAUUCAAUAAUUUGGGCUUUCAAACAUACAAUGAGAAACGUUGCAGAUACAGGGUUACAAAUACUUUAUCAACUUUUGCAAAAUAUCGAAAACGAGCAAGCUGCUCAAAGUUUUUAUCAAACAUAUUUCACAGAUAUUCUUCAACACAUAUUUAGUGUAGUCACAGAUACGUCUCAUAUAGCGGGCCUUACCAUGCAUGCUACUAUUUUGGCAUACAUGUUUUCAUUGGUUGAACUCGGACGAAUUCAGGUGCCAUUGGGACCUGUGCCAGAUAAUACAUUGUACGUUCAAGAAUUUGUUGCAAGAUUGCUUAAAGCAGCUUUCCCACAUUUGACUGAUAACCAGAUUAAAAUUACUGUACAAGGUUUAUUUAAUCUUGACCAAGACAUCCCGGCAUUCAAGGAACAUCUAAGAGAUUUUCUUGUUCAAAUUAGAGAAUACACUGGCGAAGAUGACUCUGAUCUCUAUUUAGAAGAGCGAGAAAAUGCUUUACGGUCGGCUCAAGAAGAUAAAAGGCGACAACAAAUGGCAGUUCCAGGAAUACUUAAUCCUCAUGAAAUACCAGAAGAGAUGCAGGAUUGAAUUACCAAUCGUCCUUGUUAUUUGCUUCCUGUGCAUCUCAAUGAGAAACAUUCUGUUACAGAGACUAUUGUAUCCUUUAAUCUACAACUUUCCCCACAACGUGUACCACAAUUACCAUCAAAAUGAAUAUACAUUACUAUAUACUUUUUAAAGCCAAGUUUACAAUAUAAUAUUCUUGUUAAGGAGGCAAGCCCGAAACGUGGUAAUUGUUUGUCUGUUAUGCAAUUUAAAUAGAACUGAGUUCUGUUACGAGUAACAUGUAAAUGUAUGCUGAACAAUACUAUUUAAUGCGAUAAAAAGGUUAGCAUUUGCGUUGUACUAGUAUCGAUACUGAUAAGUGAUAUUUUCUACAAAGCGUGUGUAACAAACGGAUUAUUAUGAAUAUUAAAAAAUAUACAGAAAGGAAUUGUAAAGCAUUAUCGAUGUCGAUUAAACACAAUAAUACGCGUAACAUUAUAUUUCAUGUUCGCAGAAACAAAAUUUUCCUGCAGUAUCUUAUAUAUAAAUUGUACUUUUGUCAUUCUAGAUUAUUUUAAACUGUUGCAUAGAAUGUAUUAAGCGUGUCAGAAAAUGACAAUUAAAGUAUAUAAUAUUAUGUAUAAUAUCCGUGUGUGUGUGUGUGUGUGUAUGCGUGCGUGUGUGUAUAUUAGAUUGGAAAGUAUAGGUAAAACUGUUUUCUAAAAUACGUUAAAUUGCAAUUGCAAUGCUUAGUACAUUUUAUGCAUAAAAUAGUAUUGUUUCAGCAGAUGUAGAAGAUGUUACGUUUAUAUGUGUGUUUUUAUCUGCAUAAAGUUGUAUAAUAAUGCUAUUAUUAUUACUAUAUAUAUAUAUAUAUAUAGUAUAUAUAUAUAUAUAUAUAUACACAUAUGAUACACUGCAAGUCAUACAGAGGAAUUUUGUAAAUUAAAUGAAAUGUCAAACAUAGCAUUUGUUUAGGUUUCACUUCUCUGAUAAUCCCUAUAUAUUCUUUGAGAUCGAUCAGAAAUACUUUGAAGAUAAAACAGGAGGCUAUGUUUUGUUUAUAUUUAAGAAAUACAAUUGAAUUAAAUAAACAAAUAUAUUUGAGUAGCUAAGCUAUUUUACAUAUAUUUUAAUGCUGCACUCAAUGGUGAGAGUUGGUUGCUAGUAUUUAUGUUUAUAUACACGAAAUUUUUAUUUCUUUUACAUUUAUUUUGUUCGUUUCACAAGUAAGUAUAGCUAAUAAACUGCGAGUCUAACUGCUGUCAGUUUUUCAAAUAAGAUCGAAAAUUAUCAAGUGGCCUUCAGAUUCAAAUGAAUACAAAUAAAAAUAAUUAACGAAAUAUUUUCCAUAACCGUUGUAUCCAUUUUAUAAUAUGAAGACUAGUAUUACAUUAAACAAAGUUCAAUGUUUACUAAAAUUUUAACAUUCUGAUUAAAUUAAAGUUAAUUGAUUUUGAUUAAUUAUGUCCUGUACUUUUUUCUUACUUUUUACAUGUGUAAUUACAUAUUCUAUCUUACAACAUACAUAUAAAAGAAUCCUUGAGGAAAGGCAAAUUUUCUUCUCGUCCGAGCUUGCCUCCAUCACAAUAAAUGCUCCAGGUGCUUUAUCUUACGAAUCACAAAUUAUCUCGAUGCAUGGUAAUACGAUUUCAUACAUGUUCAACAUUGGUACACGAUCUAUAGAACAAAUGUGAAGGUAGUAAUAACUAGAUAGAUAUUAUAAUAAAUUUCAUUUAAAAAAAAAAAAAAAAAAAAAGAAAGAAAAAACAACUGUAUAAAAUGCUUGGCUUUGUUCGCGGAUUAACAAUUGUUUCUCACGUUUAAAAAUGUGUCGAUUGUGUAAGAAAGUUCUUUACUCGAAAAUAUCAUUAUCAUUAUUAAGAUAUUUACUGCCGAUAUCACUUUUUUCGAAGUGGAUAGAAAUAAAAACUGAUGUCACAACAGGAAUGUAACAGAUGUGUGUACCGAUACUGCAUUUUAAUGAAACGUCAACGAUUUGUAUCAUACAAAUAUGAAUUUAAUUCGAGUAGCUCUGCUUGGAACCCUGAAGCCAUUACAUUUGAUACUAUGCGACUCGAGUCUCAAGCUAGGCCGCUAUGAUUACAAGAGAAUCGAAAAAAAAAAACAGAAGAAGAAAAAAAAUAGCGAGAAUCAAUGUAAUUUGAGUUCGUUCUUUAUAUUAGUAGACUGUAUUUAUUUGCAACCGGUAUUGCAAAGAAGCAAAAAUUUAACAGCAUUUUUCAAACAAUUCGCGGUUUACUUUGUAAACAUUUAUCGUAAAAAAAUUAUUUGUAUGCAUAGAUGUAAUAAGUUACAGAAUGUAUUUAAUCAUACAUAGUCGUAUGUGAUAAGGCUACUUGUUACGAGGAAAGUGCUUAAAAGUCGUAAGAUAUCGAAGUAAUGAUCGUAUUCAAAAUAAAACUGCAACUAAAUGUUUUAUAAACUGCUCGUUUGUUAUAAGAGAAUCCUAAAUUUAGCAACAAGUUUUUACGGUAUAAGUGAUUUUGGCCGUAAAUAAGUACAGCUAAGAUACAAAACCGAUACAAUGCGUGUAUCUUUUUUGUUAUAGAACCGAUCUUUGAUCUUUGACUGACAAUGAAUGGAACGUGUUUUCUGAGAAAGCAAACAAAACGAACAGAUUUUUUCCAAAUUAAUAUUAACAUUACUAAAAAUUGACGAGCAACUUUUAAAAAACUGGAAUAUGCAUAUGUCAGAGGUGAAUAAUGCUAUUCAUAUAUGGGUAUACAUAUAUGUAUAUAUAUAAAGAAAUGCAUCCAAAUUAUGAUCUUAAGGUGAAUAUUUGAACAGGUAUUGCAAUUUACUUUCCAAUCGAUGCACAGCAAAUAGAAAUACUUUAAUACCUAUGUUUACGAUUGCAAUACGUCGAUAUUGUUUUAUGCCGAUUUUCAAAGGUAGGAUUGAUGUAAGAAAGGUCCCUCGCUCUCCUUGGAAUUAUAUUUUAUUCAAUUUGGAGAGGAGUUAACAAGUAGAUUUUGUAAACUAUUGAGUGAUGGCAUUAAUCCAAUAAGUUGUCGGGGAUCAUGUGACAUAGUUGUGAGUACUGAGUACAUAGAAAUGGAAUGGUCUGUCACGCGUGUCUGAAUGAAUGAAUGUAUAAGUUAAGAGUUCUACUAGUUAUUCAUUAUAACGACAAAAAUAUGUAAAGAGUUUAAUAAUACUUACUAAUAAAAUAAAAAAUGCCACUAUAAUAAUGCUUUGUAUCUUCGCUAAAAUCAUUAUGUAUAAACAGUUAGAAAUUUUUUUAUAAAAAUGAAUCUUUAUCUUUC
Hylaeus volcanicus is the source of this 7063-nucleotide messenger RNA. It is a transcript of the gene emb, whose product is annotated as exportin-1. Gene Ontology annotation, biological process: protein export from nucleus; ribosomal small subunit export from nucleus; ribosomal large subunit export from nucleus. The record is from RefSeq and is a predicted model, not a curated record. NCBI's taxonomy places the organism in Eukaryota, Metazoa, Arthropoda, Insecta, Hymenoptera, Colletidae. Gene Ontology annotation, cellular component: nucleus; cytoplasm. Bases 627 to 3815 code for a protein of 1062 amino acids. Gene Ontology annotation, molecular function: small GTPase binding; nuclear export signal receptor activity. The transcript is spliced from 15 exons.